This is a messenger RNA of Vicia villosa (hairy vetch), 2886 nucleotides long. Its product is annotated as pentatricopeptide repeat-containing protein At2g13600-like. The transcript has 2 exons. The coding region runs from base 235 to 2352 and encodes 705 amino acids. Gene Ontology annotation, biological process: RNA modification. Lineage: Eukaryota; Viridiplantae; Streptophyta; Magnoliopsida; Fabales; Fabaceae. The record is from RefSeq and is a predicted model, not a curated record. Gene Ontology annotation, molecular function: protein binding; RNA binding.
CAUUCCAUCACUUUCUAUCAUUUUUUAUACCAUGUGAUUUGGGCGGAAUCACAAAAUCUCUCUAGUCCGUCCUGAAAUACCCAAACAAUAGAAUGCAAUCUUUAUUUCAUUUCGCUCCAUUCCACACCGUUCAUUUGACUCCAUCCAAACAUAGCCAUAAUUUUUUCAACAUUUAUGUUCAAAAGACAAUAUCUCUGAUCCUUUAAGUUAAGAAUCCUUUACCAAGGUGAUGGAAUGGGUAAACAUGGGUUCGUCCGAAAAGUGGUCGGUGACUUAUCUUUUUUGGACUCGUCACCCUUCGCGAAACUAUUGGACUCUUGCGUUAAGUCAAAAUCUGUUUUUGAGGCGCGUCGCGUUCAUGCUCGAAUCAUUAAGACACAAUUUUCCUCAGAAAUCUUCAUUCAGAACAGGCUUAUUGAUGUUUAUGGGAAAUGCGGUUUUUUGGAGGACGCGCGCAAGGUGUUUGAUCAUAUGCUGCAAAGAAACACUUUCAGUUGGAAUGCUGUUUUAACUGCUUUGACAAAGUGUGGUGCUCUUGAUGAGGCUUUGAACUUGUUUAAGUGUAUGCCUGAGCCUGAUCAGUGUUCUUGGAAUGCUAUGGUGUCAGGUUUUGCUCAACGGGAUCGUUUUGAGGAGGCGUUGAGAUUCUUUGUUGAUAUGCAUAAGGAGGAUUUUGUGGUUAAUGAGUAUUCGGUUUGCAGUGCUCUUAGUGCUUGUGCAGGGUUGACAGAUUUGAAUAUUGGUGUUCAAAUCCAUGGUUUAAUAUCGAAGUCUCGUUAUUCGUUGGAUGUUUACAUGGGUUCGGCUCUAGUUGAUAUGUACUCAAAGUGUGGGGUGGUGGAUAGUGCUCAAAGGGCUUUUGAUGAUAUGGAUGUGAAGAAUAUAGUUUCUUGGAACAGUUUGAUUACUUGCUAUGAGCAAAAUGGUCCUGCUGGUAAAGCUCUAGAGGUUUUUGUAAGAAUGAUGAGUAAUGGGAUUGAGCCCGAUGAGAUUACUUUGGCCAGUGUGGUUAGUGCUUGUGCAAGCUUGUCAGCUAUUAGAGAAGGUUUGCAAAUUCACGCUCGUGUUAUGAGAUUGGAUAAAUUUCGGAAUGACCUUGUGUUAGGCAAUGCUUUGGUUGAUAUGUAUGCGAAGUGCAAGAGAGUUAAUGAAGCUCGAUUGGUUUUCGAUAGGAUGCCACUUAGGGAUGUGGUAUCUGAAACCUCCAUGGUUAGUGGAUAUGCAAAGGCAUCAAGUGUGAAAGCGGCGAGAUUGAUGUUUUCAAACAUGAUGGAGAGGAAUGUGGUGUCGUGGAAUGCUCUUAUUGCAGGUUAUACGCAGAACGGAGAUAAUGAAGAGGCGGUUAGACUAUUCCUCCUCCUAAAAAGGGAAUCCACCUGGCCAACUCAUUACACCUUUGGCAACUUGCUUAACGCGUGUGCAAAUCUUGCUGAUCUGAAGCUUGGAAGACAGGCACAUACUCACAUUUUGAAGCAUGGUUUUUGGUUUCAGUCAGGGGAAGAAUCUGAUAUUUUUGUAGGGAAUUCUCUUAUUGACAUGUACAUGAAAUGUGGAUUAGUUGAAGAUGGACGAUUGGUUUUUGAGCGCAUGUUAGAAAGGGAUAACGUCUCGUGGAAUGCCAUGAUAAUCGGAUUUGCGCAAAAUGGUUUUGGUACCGAGGCCCUUGAAAUUUUCAGGAAAAUGCUGGUAUCUGGAGAGAAACCAGAUCAUGUUACUAUGAUAGGAGUUCUGUCUGCAUGUAGUCAUGCAGGACUUGUUGAAGAAGGCCGACGUUACUUCCAGUCAAUGAUGACCGAUCAUGGCUUAGCACCAAUAAAGGACCAUUAUACAUGCAUGGUUGAUUUACUUGGUCGUGCUGGUUGCCUUGAUGAAGCAAACAAUUUGAUACAAACAAUGCCAAUUGAACCUGAUGCUGUUGUUUGGGGAUCAUUACUUGCUGCUUGUAAGGUUCAUGGAAACAUUACAUUAGGAAAGUAUGUGGCAGAAAAGCUCUUGGAGAUUGAUCCCUUGAACUCUGGACCAUAUGUUCUUCUUUCAAAUAUGUACGCUGAGCUUGGUAAAUGGAAAGAUGUGAUGAGAGUCCGGAAACAAAUGAGGCAAAUGGGAGUAAUAAAGCAACCUGGUUGCAGUUGGAUUGAAAUUCAGAGUCAUCUACAUGUUUUCAUGGUAAAAGAUAAAAGACACCCUCAUAAGAAGGACAUCUAUUUAAUUCUGAAAAUUCUAACAGAACAGAUGAAGCGAGUUGGCUAUGUUCCAGAAGUCGACGAUGAUGAGACUUAUGAAGAAGAAAGUGACUCUGAACUUAUUUUUCACAGUGACAUGGAAAUGGCAGUAAAUGCUGCUGUUGGAUAGGAUAUAUUUAUUUAUUUUGGCUCACAGCUUAAGCAUCCUUCCAAGAAAGUAGAAAGAUUUGAAAUCAAGCUUUCUUUUCUUAAACGUUGAGCAAAGGCUAGAUAUUUGAGAUGGUGGUUCCUUAAAAAAAAUCAAUGGAGUUAUGGUUAUUUUGGAUAAGUCAGUUAGCUACAGAGCUUUGAGCAUACUCCCCAGUUUGUUGUUUCUACUAGCUUCAAUACAUAAGAGAAUGAACACAUCCUGUAUAGCACCACAUGAACACUUGGCUAUUGGCCUUCAGGGAUUUUAAAACUACGAUGAAAAGGAAUAGCGGGAUAUAUGAGCAGUGAAUAUUCUCAGUAUGUUUCCUAAUUGCUUCACUGCCAUGCUAUCCUUUAGUUAGUUUUAUGCUACCAUUUUGUAUUUCAUACGAGGAAUAUAGAUUGUAAUCGAAAUUAGGCUUUUGAACGAACAAGACUGUGAAAGGCUCUUAUUAUUGUGUUAAGUUAUUUAGCAGCCACAAUGUUUAACAAAAAAUACAGAAUCAUAUUAAGC